Batrachochytrium dendrobatidis JAM81 is the source of this 1052-nucleotide messenger RNA. RefSeq lists its product as uncharacterized. NCBI's taxonomy places the organism in Eukaryota, Fungi, Chytridiomycota, Chytridiomycetes, Rhizophydiales. The transcript has 3 exons. The record is from RefSeq and is a predicted model, not a curated record. Bases 1 to 1044 code for a protein of 347 amino acids.
AUGACAAUUGAUACCUGGAAGGAUGUCAGCCAUGACACUGACCCUCCACUAAAUGUACAAAAGCCUCUUGAGCUCAUAUCUAGAUUGUUUGUUCAGCGCAAGUUUGAGAAUGCCCAUCAGGAAUGCAUACGUCUUUUGGAUCAGUUUGAUAUUCUCACUUCCGACCAACGUAAUGUUUUAUUGCUGAUGCUUUUGCGUAUAUCUAAAGAGGUUGGACAAUGGAAUGAAGCCUGGCAAAAAGUAUGCCAGCUCAUUGGUGGCAGCGGUAUGCUUUCUGAAGAGCUACUACUGCUUGGAUCGCUGAAGAUGCUCAAGGAAAAAGAAUACAAAAAUACUCUUGAUCUAAUUGAGACAUGGCUGACUUGUCAAACAGAUGAGUAUAUGGCUCGGGUAGCUUCCAAUAUGCAACCAUCAGCACGCAACUAUCGUCGUAUUGUUGAGCUGUACCUCUUGUCCCUUGUAGGAGCACACGAUUAUAGUGCUGCAUUGGCAUUUUUGCAGUACAAUACCAUUCUUGGAUCUCAACAGAAAAAAACACUGGAAGAGUAUGUUGUUCAAUUGCAAAAUGAGGAAAAGGCUUUGCUUACUCCAGUUUCAAACACUAUCGAGUCAACAGUAGUCGAAUUACCGCCAGUCACAACAGAUCUGAUAAAGCCCACUUUCAAAACUCGUCGUGAUGAAGGAUUCUGUGAUCCCAGUGUCCAAUCUAUUAAUCAAAUCAGCUCAUCAACUGAGGCAAGUUUCACACAACAACCUGUCUCUGAGCAGCCCUCGACAAAUAUUACUCCAGUAUCGAAAAUCGCACCCAAAUCAAACUCUAAAACGAUACUGGCUCGUAUUACUGAAACAAUGAUUCGGUAUGCCAAGUACUCCCAAAAACGGCAUUGGCUAAUUUCGGGCAUAUUCGUUAUGUUGAUUCUGCUAAUGUGGAUAUCACGCAAGAUGAGUAUAUUACAGCAUAAAGGCGUGAUUUAUCGAAUCUUGUCAAUUGCUGGAAAUCGAUUAUUGACUACAGCACGGAUGGGAAUAAACGCACAAUUUUAAUGGCAGCC